Lachancea nothofagi CBS 11611 is the source of this 699-nucleotide messenger RNA. The record is from the annotation of a GenBank genome assembly. NCBI's taxonomy places the organism in Eukaryota, Fungi, Ascomycota, Saccharomycetes, Saccharomycetales, Saccharomycetaceae.
AUGCGCUACCCACGCAAAAUAUUUCUGAAUGAAAAAAUAUUGGGCAUCGCACAGGAUCCGGGAAGAAACUCAAACUUCAGCUUGAAAGUUAAACUUGUUUCGUCAAAAUUUUGGUUAGAGCUUGAAUUUACACAUUUUUUCUUCCGCUGUAAACCCCAAACCAUUGCCAAGAUGUCUGUUGCCAAAGCCCAGAACCCUAUGCGUGAAUUGAAGAUCGAGAAGUUGGUGUUGAACAUCUCGGUCGGUGAAUCUGGUGACAGAUUGACCAGAGCCUCCAAGGUCCUGGAACAGUUGUCUGGUCAAACCCCAGUCCACUCCAAGGCUCGUUACACCGUCAGAACCUUCGGUAUCAGAAGAAACGAAAAGAUUGCUGUCCACGUCACCGUCAGAGGUCCAAAGGCCGAGGAGAUCUUGGAAAGAGGUCUAAAGGUCAAGGAAUACCAAUUGAGAGACAGAAACUUCUCUGAAACCGGUAACUUCGGUUUCGGUAUCCAAGAACACAUUGACUUGGGUAUCAAGUACGACCCUAACAUCGGUAUCUACGGUAUGGAUUUCUACAUCGUUGUCGGCAGACCCGGUAACAGAAUCGCCAGAAGAAAGAGAUGUAAGGCUGUUGUCGGUAACAACCACAAGACCUCCAAGGAAGACACUAUCGCUUGGUUCAAGCAAAGAUACGACGCCGAGGUUGUCAACAAAUAA